Caenorhabditis briggsae is the source of this 1089-nucleotide messenger RNA. It is a transcript of the gene Cbr-glb-20, whose product is annotated as Protein CBR-GLB-20. The transcript has 9 exons. Bases 1 to 1089 code for a protein of 362 amino acids. Gene Ontology annotation, molecular function: oxygen binding; heme binding. NCBI's taxonomy places the organism in Eukaryota, Metazoa, Nematoda, Chromadorea, Rhabditida, Rhabditidae. The record is from RefSeq and is a predicted model, not a curated record.
AUGGUUAACGCCGCUCCCUAUUCGACGAUGGGUAACACAUCGUCGAGUUCAUCUCGAAUGAGCAAAAAAUCAGAAUCGAUGGAGAUCAAAACCAAACCAAAGGCAAGCCCAGCCAAUGGAGAAUUCAACAAAAGCAAAAGCAUGAUGGAUAUGAGCACAAAGAGCUCCAGAAUGUCAACAUCGACAACGUCAAACACCUCUAGACAGAAGAGUAUUACAAGCAUCAAGGACAAGGACAGACCGAAAAGCACGCGAGAGGCUAAAGGAUCCGAUAUUUCCCGAACCAAAUCAAUGAAAAAGGAAUCUCAUCCGAUCACUUCUCAAUGCAGAGAAAUCAUCUCACAAUGUUUUGAUAAUCCACAUUCCGAAUUUGCCAAUAAGGUUGUUCAAAGAAUCUUCGAGAAACGCGAAGACUACCAAAAGUACAUUAUGAACUUGGGCAAGGAGCGAAGUGUCAUUGUUAAUAAUCGCUUGAAAAUUCUUGUCGAGGAUAUUGUUGCACAUAUCCACGACUCAGAUUACAUUGAGCUCGUUUCCAAGCAAUAUGGAGAGGAGCAUGUCGAGUUGAAGCAGUACGGCUUCAAACCAGACUUUUGGGUUGCUGUCGCUGAUGCGAUGACUUUGGAAGGUGUAAUCUUGGACAUGGCUAAUCAUCAGCCAGCUGAUACUGUCUCCGCAUGGUCUUCUCUGGUCACAUUGAUCUUCUCAUCCGUCCGUGAUGGAUACUAUUCAGAGCUCCGACGUCAUCGCAUGAGCUCUCGACGAACGCUUAAACAUCAGAGUACAGUGGAUUCACGAGAAGAAAAUAACGAGGGAUCAUCAUCCUCAAACCAAAACGGAGGAAGCAUCGCCACCACCGCUGCUGGCAUGCUCGGACAGCGAGAUCACUCCAGGAGUACCCCAGUGCACAUUUCUGACGAAGGAACUCCACGCAACGUUCUCGCUGGAUCUCGACGAGAGACUCUUCGCAGUGUCUCCACCUAUUCCACUGAUUCUCAACCACAUUCCGGAAGACGCAAUGGAUCGGAUGCUGGUCCAUCCACUUCUUCCUCAACAAGCAACGUGAUUCGCCGCCCGAUCUUUGAAUAA